Ictalurus punctatus (channel catfish) is the source of this 1588-nucleotide messenger RNA. RefSeq names its product ATP-sensitive inward rectifier potassium channel 1. Gene Ontology annotation, cellular component: plasma membrane. NCBI's taxonomy places the organism in Eukaryota, Metazoa, Chordata, Actinopteri, Siluriformes, Ictaluridae. The transcript is spliced from 2 exons. The coding region runs from base 235 to 1359 and encodes 374 amino acids. The record is from RefSeq and is a predicted model, not a curated record. Gene Ontology annotation, molecular function: ATP-activated inward rectifier potassium channel activity. Gene Ontology annotation, biological process: regulation of monoatomic ion transmembrane transport; potassium ion import across plasma membrane.
AAGGAGCCAAAAGGCAAGUCACACUUAAAGAGGGAGACCAAGAGAGAUAUCACCAUUGUACUUUAUCAUUUUACUUAUUCAUUUAUUAAGUUGUUUAAGUAUCUGUUACUUUUAUGAUCUUUCAAAAUAAGACAGAGAGAGAGGGAGACAGAGAGAAAGACAGAAGGGGACAAAGCAAAUUUUUGGUAUCAUAGAAGAACUGCUAUAGCAGAUUGGGCUUUCUAUACUUGGGAAAUGACACGCUCCUUCCAGCAGUUGCUCCGAGACUACCUAGCAAAGCAGCGCAUUUGCAAAAACCGUUUGGUAACCAAAGAUGGACACUGCAACAUUGAAUAUGGCAACGUGAGGUACAGCAGUCGCUUUGCAUAUGUGCAGGAUUUCUGGACCACCUUUGUGGAGAUACGUUGGCGUUUCAUUAUUUUAUUCUUUGUGGCCUCCUUCACUCUUAGCUGGUUCAUUUUUGGACUUAUUUGGUACUGGAUUGCUCAUAACAAUGGUGAUCUUUGGUGGCAAAAUCCAGCUCCGGACCACAAGCCAUGUAUAUAUAACGUUUUUGGCCUCACAACUGCUUUCCUUUACUCACUUGAAACACAGAUGACUAUUGGCUACGGUCUGCGAGUGCUCAGUCCAUACUGCCCUGGUGCUGUUGCCCUAAUUAUUAUCCAGUCUAUCAUUGGUUUACUUAUUAACUGCUUCUGGUGUGGACUGGUUAUGGCCAAAAUCACCUUACCCAAGAAAAGAGCCAAGACCAUUACCUUCAGCAAAAUAGCAGUUAUUUGCUCCAAAAAUGCUGUCCUCUGUUUGCAGAUAAGAGUAGCAAACUUACGUAAGACCUUAAUGAUUGGAAGCCAGCUAUAUGGCAAGCUGCUUAGAACAACAGUCACUCCAGAAGGUGAGACCAUCAUUCUGGACCAGGUCAAUAUUGAUUUUAUGGUUGAUGCUGGAAAAGACAACCUCUUCUUCAUUUGUCCUUUGACAUUAUACCAUGUAAUUGAUAAGACAAGUCCAUUUUUUAAAUUUGCUUUGGACACACUUCUUCAACAGGAGUUCGAGCUAGUGGUAUUUUUGGAUGGCACAUAUGAAUCCACCAGCUCAUCCUGCCAGGUCAGGACUUCCUACAUCCCUCAGGAGAUUAAGUGGGGUUACAAGUUCCUCCCAAUCAUCUCCCGCAGUAAAGAAGGGAAAUAUCAUGUGGACUUUUCCAAUUUUGACAGAGUGGAGCCAAUUUCAACUGCACACUGUGCUCACUGCUUCUACAAUGGCCAAAGCCAACAUCACAGAAAUGGCAAAAAUGGCAUUGACAACCAGGGGUUUGAAGCAAUUGAAGUUGAUGAUCAUAGUAGUGGUACAGAAAUGUAAGAUAGACCUCUGCAUUCACCAAAGGUUUAUUUGCUUGCAGUAUAUAUACUCAGCAAGAAAAGAAACGUCCUCUCACAUUCAACUGCUUGUAUUCCCAUCAAAUUUCUGAACAUGGGUAAUUCUUAGUAUUAACAUAAAAACAUUCAACAGCUGAAGCAUAAACAAGUUUCACAGAUAUUUGAUGAACAGAAAUGGAAUAGUGAGUCCCUGAAAAAAGGGGGGGGGGGGG